UUUUAACAUUGUCAAACUCCGUUGUCAAACACCUUUUCAAAAUUCUGAUGUAAAAAUUUACUCCACAAAAAAAGUAAUGAAGCAUUUCAGCGAUGACAACAUUUCGAAAUUGUACGGGAAAAAACUGAAACUGACUGUAGAUAGUUCGAGUUCCUCGCUAAAUUCGUAUCCAGGAGACGAGGACGAGGGAGAAUUGUACCAUCAUUUCGCUAAUAAACGAAUUUGCGCCAUGUGUGAACCACUGUUCAUGAAUUCCUUGUCCGAAGUCGAUAGAAACUUCAAGAAAUUGCUAAUAAAGUACAAGCAGGCGAUAAAAGAUGAGGUCGAAAGACUGUUCGAGGCAAAAGGCAGUAAACAGUGGUGCAUGAUUUGCGAUCCUGAACUUAGUUACGAAGUGAAGAGGAUUCAGAAUCGAUACCAGCAUCUUAUAGACAGUCAUUUUUCCAGUUUGGCGCAAAAAACAUCCAAAUUUCAUAACACGAAUUUUUAUAAUCGGUUCACUUUAAAAGCUAGCAAAAGGUAAUUUGUAUUUUGUCUUGUCCUAUAAUGAGAUUAAAAGAGGUUCUUUAAUUACUUUUAUACUGUUUUCAAUUAGCUAUGAAAAAACGUUCUAAUUGUAAUUUUAAUUAGAAUAAUAACAAAUGUAUGUAUGUAGCGCCUGUGACAUUAAUCUAAAAUAACGUUUCAUUAUCUACAAACGGAAAAAAUCACCAAAAAAAUUACCAG
Messenger RNA from Phyllotreta striolata, 726 nucleotides. The record is from the annotation of a GenBank genome assembly. NCBI's taxonomy places the organism in Eukaryota, Metazoa, Arthropoda, Insecta, Coleoptera, Chrysomelidae.